Molecule: messenger RNA, 462 nt
Organism: Closterium sp. Naga37s-1
Lineage: Eukaryota; Viridiplantae; Streptophyta; Zygnematophyceae; Desmidiales; Closteriaceae
Source: the annotation of a GenBank genome assembly
AUGCAGGGAAUUCACAGUGUCCGGUGGCUCUCCCGUGGAGACGCCAUCGAACGAUUCGCGGAGGUGCUCCCUUCAGCGGUCCUGAUCCUGUACGAGUACGACAAGAAGACGUACGGCAUCGUCACCAGCUUCAAGUUUCACUUCCUUCUGCACUUCCUUGCGGAUGUGCUGAAAGAGCUGAACAUCCUCAACCUGAAGUUUCAGCGGCGUCAGGUUGAUGUGACGGUCAUACAACCAGCUCUUCAGCACACUGUGAACACCCUCAGCGGCCGUUACAUCGACUACAAGGAGACUUUCGGAGACAACAGCGGCAGGCUGGCAAAGUUCCUGCAAGCGCAUUCUAACAUAAAGAAGCGAGAAGUGAAAGUGGAUGGUGUUGAUGCGGACGGCACGCCUACCACCCACAAGUAUGUGCUGCACGAGAAGCACCUGGAGGGGCAGACCAGCGGAUCGGACCUGUAG